UCCGCGGGCUUGCAAAGAGAAAGGGAGCGACAAGAGGGAAGUUUCGCAUGGGGCACACGGUCACUCUAGCUUGCUGUGCACUCAACCAGUGGGCGCUAGACUUCCAUGGAAACCUUCAGAGGAUCCUAGAGAGUGUGAGGCUGGCAAAGGAGAAGGGAGCGGCGUACCGGCUUGGUCCUGAGCUAGAGGUGUGUGGGUAUGGCUGUGGAGACCAUUUCUUGGAGGGAGACACGCAACUGCUCAGUAUGCAGUCUUUAGCCACUCUCCUGGAGGACCCUCUUACCAGGAACAUCAUCUGUGACAUUGGGAUGCCAGUAAUGCACAAGAAUGUGCUGUAUAAUUGUCGCGUCAUUUUCCUGAACCAAACAAUACUGCUCAUUCGACCAAAGAUGUAUCUAGCAAUGGAUGGUAACUAUAGAGAGAUGAGGUGGUUUACUCCCUGGACGAAGCUGAGGCACACAGAACAGUUUUAUCUCCCUCCUCUCAUUGCUGAUAUCACUGGACAGGUAUGUUUUAAUGUGCUUCCCAUUGUCUCUUAGAACUUAUCUGCAUGCUUUGUUUUGUUUCUUGAAUUUAGUCUUUUCAUAUUACCAUUGUACUGUUUUAUCAUGUGUUCAUUGCACAAUGUGCUGACAUUCCAGGCACGACAUCAUAAUAUUAUCGCCUCUCUCUAUACUGCAAUUUACAUCCUCUCACUGACUCUAUCUGUUGCACUGCAGGUGAAGGUGCCAUUUGGAGAUGCAGUCAUAUCAACUGGAGACACAGUCUUUGGCUGUGAGACUUGUGAAGAGCUGUUCACUGGAAACAGUCCACACAUAGCGAUGGGUCUGGACGGAGUGGAAAUAUUCACAAAUGGCAGUGGCUCCCAUCAUGAACUGAGGAAACUCCACAGGAGAGUUGACCUUAUACGAUCAGCCACCAGCAAGGUGGGCGGAGUCUACAUGUACUCCAAUCUGAUUGGCUGCGACGGGGAGAGAGUGUUUUACGACGGAUCUUGCCUCAUCGCUGUCAACGGUGACAUCGUCGCUCAGGGCUCACAGUUCACACUCAGGGAAGUAGAAGUUACCACGGCAACGGUUGACCUCGACGACGUGAGGUCAUUCCGAGGGAGUUGUCUGAGUCGUGGAAUGCAGACUGCGCUGGCAGCUCCGUACCCUCAAGUAUCGACUGGUGUGUCGGUCUCUCGUCCUUCCUCUCUCUCCCUCCCCAUCUCCCAGCCACUCUCCGUCCAAUACCUAAUGCCUGAAGAGGAAAUCAGUUUAGGUCCUGCGUGUUGGUUAUGGGAUUACCUCAGACGUAGUGGUCUCCGUGGUUUCUUCCUGCCCCUCAGUGGAGGGCUGGACAGCGCCAGUGUCGCCUGCCUGGUCGGUUCCAUGUGUACACUUGUGGUUGAUGCCAUUGCCGAGGGGUGUGGCCACGUUGCUAACGACUUACGGCAGUUGCUAGGCAGAAAAGAAAAGGAGGGACUUCCCAAAUCAGCCAAAGAUCUGGCAAAGUGAUUGUUGAUUAUGUAUCCAGUGGUGUAAUAAUGACAUCAUACUCUCCCAGACUAAUAUUCACCACAUGUUACAUGAAGACUGUCAACUCAUCGUCAGAGACUGAAACCAGAGCUGCUCGUCUCGCUGCAGAGAUUGGCUCCUCCCACAUUUCCGUUUCCAUUGAUAACAUGGUCAGUGCUGCAGUGGCGACUGUCUCCACACAGUUAAAAGCCAACCCAAAGUUCAAAGUCCAUGGAGGGACAUCAAUGGAAGACAUGGCCUUGCAGAACGUACAGGCCAGAAACAGGAUGGUCCUCGCCUACCUCUUCGCACAGCUGUUGCCAUGGUCACAGGGUCACCGUGGCAAUCUGUUGGUGUUGUCGUCGGCCAAUGUGGACGAGAGUCUGAGGGGUUACCUGACGAAAUACGACUGCUCCUCUGCUGACCUCAACCCGAUUGGAGGAAUCAGCAAAACUGAUCUUCGGUCCUUCUGCAAGUUUAUGGCUCCUCGUUAUCCGGAGCUGAAAAGUAUAUUGGCAGCCAAACCCACUGCAGAACUGGAGCCUAUUACCUCUUCUCACGUCCAGAACGAUGAGGAUGAUAUGGGAAUGACGUAUGCGGAACUGUCUGUGUUUGGCCGACUGAGGAAGGUCUACCACUGUGGACCUUACUCCAUGUUCCUCAAACUUGUCCACCUGUGGGGAGACAAGCUUACUCCAGCAGAGGUGGCAGUAAAAGUGAAGCAUUUCUUCCGUUGCUAUGGUAUCAACCGUCACAAGACAACGGUCCUUCCUCCGUGCUACCACGCUGAGGCUUACUCUCCUGACGAUAACAGGUUUGACCUCCGACCCUUCCUCUACAACACAACCUGGCAGUGCCAGUUUGAGAUGAUUGACAGAGAGCUUGUUGUCAUGGAGACUGGUUUGAACUCUGAAGCCUCCUCAUCUGUUGCUGGUGGUGAGCAACGAGUUGUGGAGACUCCGCCCACAGCGACAGGAGAAGACACAGCGGCAGUAGAGGAAGUGGAGGAUGUGGAUGCAAUGGAGAAUGAUGUCUUAGUUGUUGUGGAGGAGGGUUCUGGGUUUAGGGAAGAGGAUGCGAAAGAGGGAGAGGUGGGAGAGGAAGAGGAGGAAGAGGGGUACAAAGGGUGGAAAAGGACAACUGGCGGAAGCGGCGAAUCAGAUCAGUUUGUGACGGCUACUCAGAACCAGCGUCUGUACCCGAAACUGCCGUUUGAAGAUCACAAUGAAGGGAUUGAAGGAAAGGAAGGAGAUGAAGAGGAAGGUGACGAUCUUGUUGUCAUAGACGAGACAGUGGAGAAUGGCAGAGGGAGGGGGAGAGGGAAGAGGAGGAAGAGGACGUGGAAGAAAGGGAAGAAUAAACAACAGCAGAAAGAAACAAACGCUGCUGGCAACAGUGGAAGUGGAGGUGGUGAAGGAGGAAAUAAUGGAGGGAGGGGAGGGAAGGGAGGGGUUUGGGGGAGAGGAGGAGGUAAAGGAAAAGGAAAGAAACGACUGAACACUGGUCAAAGACAGCAGCCAAAAGGAACACCUCAUCCAAUGGGGACGAGAGGGGGCUGGAGGGGGUCUGGCAACAGGAGAAAUUCCUGGACCCCCAGAGGGGGUCACGAUGGGAGGCAGUGGGAGAGGCCACACCCACAGUCUCUGAGCAGUCUGCUUCAGACCCCAUCCAAUCUGAUGACUGUUUAUGACAGGCCGAGUCCCUUCUCCAGACUGGGGCCGGACCAGUUCUCCACCCCUCAACACACACCUUCCCAUCCACACCCCCCUUCCUCAUACUCACAUCUUCCCUCCAAUUCCUAUUCACAUCUUCCCUCCUCUUCAUACUCCCACCUUGCCUCGUCCUCCCUCCCCCGUGACAACUACUCCUCUUACCACCAGUCACCACUGUCUCUGAGUGCCAGAGACAGAGACAUGGUUGCUAGGCAACAGGCUCCACCCCUCCCCUCUUCAUCUCCUUCCUCAUGGUUUAGUCGCUUGCUACACAGGAGGUAGAUUGGUCUGGGGAUCAGACCAGAAUGGCUUGCAAACUUGAAUAGUU
This is a messenger RNA of Geodia barretti, 3539 nucleotides long. The record is from the annotation of a GenBank genome assembly. Lineage: Eukaryota; Metazoa; Porifera; Demospongiae; Tetractinellida; Geodiidae.